Pyrus x bretschneideri (Chinese white pear) is the source of this 2193-nucleotide messenger RNA. Its product is annotated as putative disease resistance protein RGA1. NCBI's taxonomy places the organism in Eukaryota, Viridiplantae, Streptophyta, Magnoliopsida, Rosales, Rosaceae. The transcript is spliced from 2 exons. The coding region runs from base 236 to 1693 and encodes 485 amino acids. The record is from RefSeq and is a predicted model, not a curated record. Gene Ontology annotation, molecular function: protein binding.
GAGAUCGUAACCCCAAAAUCAUCAAAGCAAAAAAUAUUAUUUUGUACACGUUAUUCUUGUCUCUUGUGUUUCAGGAAUUUUUCGUGUUCACAGGGUGGCGCAAGGGUUCAUUAAGUCAUCCGACGAAAACGAGUGUUUGGAGGAUGUUGCAUUUGAAUAUUACAAGGAAUUGUUGCGCAAAUCAUUUUUUCAAGAAGAAAAAACACAUGAGUCUGGUAUAAUAAGAACAUGUAAAAUGCACGAUCUCAUGAAUGAACUUGCAAUCUUAGUGUUGGGGGUCGGAAACGCCACAGUUGAUCUGAACCAAAAGAAUUUUCAUGAAAAACUUCGUCACAUAUCUUUCAAUUUUAAUAUUAAUUUGUUGGAAUGGGAAGUGCCGACUUCGUUGCUAAAAGCAAAUAAGAUGCGAACUUUUCUUUUUCCUUGCCAAAAGUAUUGGAUUGAUAGAGAUGGGUCAUUAUGUAAUUCGUUUUGUGCUACAAUUGUUUCAAAUUUGAAGUCAUUACGUAUGUUGAGUCUCAAUACAUUGGGAAUUACAACAUUACCUAAUUGUCUUAAAAAAGGGAAACAUUUGAGAUAUCUUGAUCUUAGUGAUAAUCCCAUGGAGAGACUUCCAGAUUGGAUAGUUGGACUUUCGAAUUUGGAAACACUAGAUCUCACAGGAUGUCGGAAGCUUGUGGAAUUGCCUAGAGACAUUAAAAAAAUGAUCAACUUAAGGCAUCUCAUCUUGGAAGGCUGUUCUCAUUUGACUCGAAUGCCACGUGGACUUGGUGAAUUGAAUGGUCUUUGUACAUUGGAUAGAUUUGUUUUUAGCAAAAGCAAUUCCUUGUUGAGGGACAGUGCUGGUCUUGGUGAACUGGGAAGGCUUAAGGAAUUAAGGAGAAAGUUAGUUAUUAGAAAUUUGGGCCACAAGAAAGAUGUGAAGUCAGAAUCAAAUGGUGGUGCACUUCUGAAGGAGAAGCAACAUCUCUGUUCGUUGUGUUUGUAUUGGAAAAAAAAAGAUGUAAACGCGGUUGAUGAGGAGGAUAUUAUAAUGUCAAUGGAAGUAUUGCAACCCCAUUCUAAUCUAAAGGAGUUGACCGUGCGGUAUUAUGGUGGUGUGAGGUUUGCGAGUUGGUUUUCUUCUCUCAUUAAUAUUGUUAAUCUCACGUUGGCUUCCUGUGAGAGAUGCCAACAUCUUCCACCCUUGGAUUAUUUCCCAUUCCUUAAGUCUCUUAAACUUGAAAGGUUGACGAAGUUGGAGUACAUAUCAGACAAUGAGAGCAGUAAUAGUAUGAAUGAUGAGAUGGUGAGGACGUCAUUCUUUCCCUCCCUGGAGAAACUCUGCAUAGAAAAUUGCCCUGUUCUGAAGGGAUGGUGGAGGGCGCACACUCAUAACUGUGCUUUUUCUUCAUCAACCGAAAAUCUGCCGUUCCCGUUGCCUUCAUUUCCCUGUCUUUCUACAUUGAGCAUCUUUUAUUGUCCUAAUCUUACUUCCAUUGCUCUGUAUCUGAAUGUGCAUACAUUAUAUCUCAAUAGACCCAGCUCGAGGGUUGUUCAUUCCUUGUUUGUUAGAGGAGCAUCUGAUAUUACACAUGAUGUUGGUGUUGAUGUUGAUGUUUCUGCCUCUUCUUCUUCUUCCCCUCACCUCUCCAAAUUAACGCAUUUGUCACUUGAUGGAAUUGAGGAUUUAGAAUGUGUAACGUCGGAAUAGAUGGGCAACCUCACAUCACUCCAAUCACUUUCCAUUCGAAAGUGCCCGAACUUGGCAUCACUACCAGAAGAAAUAAGCAAUCUGCAACAACUUCAAAUUAGUAAUUGCUAUAAUUUGGCAUCGCUGUCAGAAGGGAUUCGUGGAUUCCCUUGUUUAAAUACAUUGCAAAUUUGGGAUUGCCUGAAAGAUGCUAGAAAGAAACAGGUGAGAACUAGCCUAAGAUUGCUCACAUCCCAAAUAUUCAAAUUAUUUAAGAUGAUAUACAAUGUAGAGCAAAGAUUUCGUCGUCCACACUUUUGCUUUCUCACCCACUAACUUCAAUUUUUUUUUUUUUUUUGUCGAUGUAAUUUCCUUCUUUUCAAUUAUAUAGUCUCAUAUGCAGUGAAUGGGGUGCCAUCCUUUUUGGUUCAAUAUGUGAUGCCCAUGUUGACUGCUUUGAGUGGUUGUAUAUGAUUUUGUUUUUGAUCGUCUAGAAUUUGGUACUAUGUUCCCCCAUUGUA